AUGAAGAAUCUACUCCUGGUUUUGACUAUUACUCUGCUCCUGGCUCAGGUCACUUCAGGCAUGAAAUGUUGGAAAAGGUUGGGAAAUUGUAGAACAAUGUGUCAAAAGAAUGAAGUAUUUCACAUAUUAUGCAAUAAUUUGGCUAAGUGCUGUGUAAAGCCUAAGAAUAUACCUGUCAAAUUUACAUCUUCAAACACAUCCAUUCAGUCAACAAGGUCUGUGGUUCUACUCUCAAACUACAUCUUAAGAUCAUCCAUUUCUUUCUAUAUAGUUCCUAUUAUUCUCAUUUCACUCUGA
Messenger RNA from Erinaceus europaeus (western European hedgehog), 297 nucleotides. It is a transcript of the gene DEFB121, whose product is annotated as defensin beta 121. Gene Ontology annotation, cellular component: extracellular region. NCBI's taxonomy places the organism in Eukaryota, Metazoa, Chordata, Mammalia, Eulipotyphla, Erinaceidae. The coding region runs from base 1 to 297 and encodes 98 amino acids. The record is from RefSeq and is a predicted model, not a curated record. The transcript is spliced from 3 exons. Gene Ontology annotation, biological process: innate immune response.